UAGAAAGGAGGCAGAGAACCCUGGAGUUUGCAUUGGUAAGGGAAAGAUGCAUCUGUUAUUGAUUCAUGACAUUACUUCAGGGCCAUGCUGAUUUAAUCUGUUGUAGUAAUAGCCCUCAUCAGUAAAUGAAGCCAUGGGUGAAUGAAAGCUUCAUCUAGAAGAGGAAGCAAGUAGCAGCGCGCAAAUAUCCGCUCAGAAAUGCCAAAGGCACUGGAAGCCCUUACAGAACAUGAAAAACUCAUCUGUAACAGAAGUACACUGCUGUGAAGUGAUGGAAACGCAGAUACUGCCAGAUUUAGCAAGUUCUCUAAUACUUUUGAAUAUCUCUCUUAUAAAAAAAAAUUAAUUCCAUGUAAUCUUUCUUAUGGGAAAUGAGUCAUUAAGGGGGCAGACCUCCUGUUUUUGCACUCCUGCUCCUUAGAAGAGGUUAACGGUAACCCUGAAUUCACAGACGUGUGAUCCCAGUGCUUUCUGAACUGUCACCCUUUCCCUGCUCCAAACAUCAGAUUGUUAUUUUUUCUGCUAUAAUGGGAAUGGCUGAAUAAUUUGAAGUAACAUUACAGACUGAGAAGGGGCGUAUUCUGCUUUGCUGGAACUUCAUGUUUUCCUUCUGCGGGUUGAUAACAGCUCCCAUUCAACAUUUCUGAGCUACUCAGCGCGUUUUUUCACUUUCACUCUGGUCGGUCAAGAAUAAUUUUUCUACAGUAAGGAAAAAUGGCAGUUGAACGCGAGGACGAGCAGGAUUUUACACACAGCAUGAUGGAGAACUGGCUUACAUCCAACCCUGAGCGACAGCACGUGUUAGGAGCAGCCCUUCCCAGAACUCUGUUCUCUCUGCCCUUGCCCAGUGGGGAGCCGAGAUCUGCGGGGAUUUCCUGAGCAAAGUUGGCUGAAAUGAAGUUCUGAGACCGCAGAGUUCACACCGCCGACAAGCCAAGGUGGCGGAAAGAUGCGAGCGCCAUGACCUCUAAGGAUGUUUCAGGCAAAGCUAAUAGUAACUGGAGAUGACUUUGGCUACUGCCCUCAGAGAAACCGAGGCAUCGUGGAGUGUUUCCUAGCUGGAGCUGUAUCUAACGUGUCCCUUCUGGUCAAUGGAAGUGCUGCAGCAGAUGCAGCCAAACUGGCAACGAGAUACAACAUCCCCAUAGGACUGCACGCCAACCUCUCUGAGGGCUCCCCUGUAUGUGAGGCGCUCAAGACAAACUCUUCUCUGCUCAGUGAAGCUGGAUUUUUUCAUGGGAAAAUGGGAUUCAGAACAGCUCUAUCAAAAGGCCUCCUAAAUAUGUCAGAGGUGAAGCAGGAGCUAAAGGCCCAGGUGGAUCUGUUCCAUGAGCUAACAGGCCACCUGCCUCCUCACAUGGAUGGACACCAGCACAUUCACGUUCUCCCAAAGGUCAGGCACGUGUUUGCAGAAGUGUUAGAGGAAUAUGGGAUUGAAUACACUCGUGUCCCAAUAGAGCCAGGCCUUCAUAACUGUGACUGGAUUGAGCCAUCCCUGAUGGACUUCUAUGUGGGAGUAGAAGAAGAUUCUCUGAAGACAGUGGAUGUGUUUAAAAAGCAUGGAAUAAGGUGGCCAGACGUUUACAUAGGUUUGAGUACCAUGGGCAAGAACAUGUCUGUGAGUGCCAUCCAGAAUGCCAUAGACACCGCCAUUGUGGAGUUCACAUCCAAGAUGCCUGCACACCCAGUGCCUCAGCACAGGACGGUGACGAUUGAACUGAUGGUGCACCCAGGGUACCCAAGCGUCCCUCCCAUCGGUGGCUGUGGGGAAGGACCGGAUGAUUUCUCACAGUCCUGGGAGCGCCUGCAUGAACUCCAGACAUUAAUCAGGCCGGAGCUGCAGAGCCAUUACAAAACAAGGAACAUUCAGCUUUGUUCAUUCAAGGAUCUGUAAAUAUACAUAUUUGCAUACCUGCGUUUGUACUUCAAGGGUACACAGUUGCUAAUGUCCCCGUAAGCCGGACCACGUUCCCAGCCUUUGUAACACCUCCCAGCACAGCUGGCAGGAGCUGUCAAUGGCCUGGAAGUUGCAUGAAGCCUUUUGUGAAAGUUGAAACAGUUUGUGAGCAGUGACAGGCAAGUACCUGGGGGUGCAUAUCCUAGUACUGUGGAACGCUGUCCUGUGAGUCAGUCAUAUUCCAUGUGAACCUUCAGCCUGAAAGUCCUUGUCCUGUUUGUUCAUUUUAAUUCCAAUCAUGAAAGCAUGUGAGCUGCAAUGAGCCCCGUACAUAUUGCUGUGUUUAACUGCAUUUUAAGAUGUAGACGUGUUAUUGACUUUCUGUGUGGCACUUUCUUCUUCCAGACUGUUGGUGCUCAUUUCCUGUGCAAAAGCGAUCUACCUAACAUCAUUUUAAAGCGUUUUUUAAAUACUAAAAAAAAUUAAUAUUGCCAUCUUUUCUAAGCAAAAAAAUAGUCAGGUCUUUUUCUGUUGUAAUGCAGUGUGAGCAGAAAGCGCUCAGGUAUCUGCUCCAGGCGCAAGGCCCUGCAGAGCUGGGAGGGCAUCUUUGUGUCACUUUGGUCACUGGAGCUGUGUGAUCCACCACUCCUGUGCACCUGAGGCAGUGUUUGCUCUGUACAAACACAAAAAAUCAUCGAGGACACUUGGUAAAAUAUUUUCUCAGGCUCUUUCCUAAGUAUCGUAACGGAGCUGAUUUGACACGGGACAGUUUUUUUUAUCUUGCCACGCUGUGCCCGUGCUGUGCAGAACAGCGGAGUCCUCCCAGGAGCAGUGUGAGCAGCGCCUUCGGUGCUGCACUUCGCCUCACCGCCAUCUGAGGGCGCAGUUUACGCGGUGUGGAAACAAAACGCGGAAGACCGCAUCUUCAGAGCUGCGGAAGGUAACGGAGGUGCCAGAGCGCGGCUGGACGCGCGAGCGCCAUCUGCUGCCCUGCCGCGUGCUGCAAAGACGGUGCGCCAAUACUGCAGCUCCAUCUCCGCACUGUGACCGUGGUACGAUGGAUAAUUUAAACCUUAAUCUGAACUUUCGAACUGCGCAACAAUCGGUGACUUUGCUCUGUUCACAACCGUUGGGAUGUAACUUAGCUCAGCUUGUAUGAUUUUCUUCUAGCUGAACGUGGAAAUGAACACAACAGUCUAACCUGAGCAGAAGUUGUUAAGAAAGGCAUUUUACAAAUACCUCAUUGUCAGAUGAGCAGAACUGAAACCCAAUUUUUUAAAUUGAAAUGAGUUCUAAAUGUGGAAAUGAAUACAGAGCUUCUGAAAGACUGGUAAAUAAGGAAGCUUUCCCUUGCACGGAAUGCACAGAGGUUUCUCAGGGGCUCUUCACAUUCACCACAGAGUUGAGACUGGAAGCACAUGCAGGCUGCUGUGAUACACAACACUGUACACAGAUAGCCGAGGUACAAACAUGAAAUCUCUUUGAAAAUAAAACCAUGCCACAAUGCCUUUGAGAGCAAUUUUUAUUAGGGUAGCAGAAUGGAAUUGCAGAAAGCCUAUACCAGUGUUCAUGGGUGUAGUUGUUUUAUUUUGGAUUUUCAACUGCAUGUUUAGAAUUCAGCAUGGCUUAGGGAACCAGAGAGCACAAGAGCUUGAUUUCCUGAGUUAACAAAGGGUUUGAUUUCUUUUUCACCUCAGACUUCAACCACACAGUACAGUAUUUGAUCUUUAUCUUCCUUUUAGAGGGCCACCUGCAAACAAAAGCCAUCACUUAUGUUACACACUUCAUGAUUAAAAACUGAGCUCUGAAACACACACAAAGAAAACUGAUGGUAAUGCUCAUCUUCUGUGUGAUCUUUACAAAUGAAAUGAGAACAGCUAGCAUACAGCACUGCUAUAGACCUCUACGAAUCAGCUGAAGCUCCUUCAGUUACACAGCUCUUCCAGUUUCCUUACAAUGGCAUCCAAGCCACACUGAAAUAAAUGCAGUCUUUAACCUGAGAGGCUUACAACCAGAAAGUAUACUGUUUAGUAGUAACGAUGGCAGCAAACUAGUGCUACAGUCGUUUUAAAUAAUAAAAAUAAUGCAAAUUUAAAGAACGUUUCAAUUGUGAACAGACAUGAUCAAAAAGUACAGUGACUCGGCUGAUGCGAAGUUACACACUUCAGUUCAACAGAUAAUUUGGCAUUAUUUUAUUACGAAUCUGAGUGAGCGUGAAGGAAACAAAAUCAGUACCAACUUUCUGCAACCAAAGACACAAAGAUGUGAAAAAUUUGGUAACAGUGCUCUCACAAGCCAGGAAACACUUAGGGAAGGUAAGUUUCCGUAAAUAAGGUGAAUGUGGUUUAACUUCAUUUACCUGCCAAAGAAUCCAUCUAAGAACACUUAACAUGAAAUUUCUUAGCUCCCUAACUAAUAAAAAAAAAAAUCACUUUCAGCAGAGGUGAGGUACUGGGCUGUCAUUGUUCACUAAAUCCAAAAUAAAAGCCAGAUGAGAGAAGGGCAAAUGAAGGAAUAGCAAAUAUACUUUAAAAACCAAUAGACCUACAGUUGAUGCACUACUUCUGCAAGGUUGCAAAGGUAGAGGCUGUAUUAAAAGUGACUCUAGGAGUAUAGACAACCAUCCAGAUGUGAGGGAUUUUCUAAUUCAAGUUCUUGCAAAUCGAAGUGAUAUGUACUCCCAGCUACCUAUGGAUUUCUGGAAUUCUUUUUACUCAGUAACAUACUCAGGUUCUACAGGUGGAGAAGGCAGUUUGAUUGUAUGGCAGUUUGAUUGGAGCUACAAUCACACUUCAGACUUAGGACACGCAGGCAGAAGAAAAGCAAUAGAGACACAGUAAAGGUGCCCAACUCUGAAUAGAAAGGGCAACCUUCAGCAUGCGUGAGUGUGCCUGGAGCAAAGGGAAAACAGCUCUGCCCAAGUCAGAAUGAUAACUUGAAGUAGUCAUCAGAUAACCUAACACGUACUUUUAAAACGUAGGAACAGUAGCAGUGAAGUGUAUUCAGUUUAUUGCUUAAUCCUACUCUCGUACUAUUUUCAGUAAUAACUGUACAGCAACUGGGAAGGAAGUGGCGUGAGUGCCAUUCCCUAGCACGUAUAUCAUCUGCAUUUGGAUGAAAGAAAAUCUCACUAGCAGUGCUAACAUUCACUAUUUGAUAUUCAUUCUUUCCUAAAAUACCAACUGUUUCACUCAAUACCAGUUUAGUAUUUCGGUGUAUCUCUUGGUCCUCAAUUUCUGAAACUUCUAAACUGGUCGCACUGUUGUUCUGUGCACAUUAUCCAAGCUAACUUACACUAACUUUUAUUAAGAAUAAAAGUGAAAGGAGUUUGGAAUCACAUUUUACUACUACUUUUUUUUUCCCAGCGUUUUCCAAAAGCAGGACAUAAGCCAUAUUCUAAUUCAAUAACGCAGACAAGAAAUUGGAUUUCCCCAUUUAAUAAACAUUUUGUGGUAACAUCAGCCAGAUUUACAUAAGACCUGGACAUUUCUGAUUGUAGUUGGGUUUUUUUUUUAUUACGUUACAAACUGAAGUUAAGGGGAACUUGCAGCAAGUCCCACAGAGCACAGUGCAAUGUUUUGAAGAGAAGAGUAAACAAAACUGCCAAACACUCAAUCAUUUUCUGCCAGAAGUGGGAUAUUUUUUCUAAGACAUCAGUUUGAGGAGGAGCAAAAAUUCAAUGCUGAAUUAAAUGAACUCAGGAUAGUGGUAACUGCAAGGAGAAGUAAGAAAUGACAGCCACAACCUUUUCAAUUCAAGGGCAGAAUAUAAGUCUAAGAUAUUUUUGAUAAAUUCUGACAAAAAAAAAAAAAAAAGAAAA
Tympanuchus pallidicinctus (lesser prairie-chicken) is the source of this 5717-nucleotide messenger RNA. It is a transcript of the gene YDJC, whose product is annotated as YdjC chitooligosaccharide deacetylase homolog. The transcript is spliced from 6 exons. Gene Ontology annotation, molecular function: deacetylase activity. Gene Ontology annotation, biological process: carbohydrate metabolic process. The coding region runs from base 974 to 1894 and encodes 306 amino acids. The record is from RefSeq and is a predicted model, not a curated record. NCBI's taxonomy places the organism in Eukaryota, Metazoa, Chordata, Aves, Galliformes, Phasianidae.